Molecule: messenger RNA, 4080 nt
Organism: Phyllostomus discolor (pale spear-nosed bat)
Lineage: Eukaryota; Metazoa; Chordata; Mammalia; Chiroptera; Phyllostomidae
Gene: MPP2
Product: membrane palmitoylated protein 2
Exons: 12
Coding region: 80-1789 (569 amino acids)
Cellular component (GO): cell-cell junction; plasma membrane
Molecular function (GO): protein binding
Source: RefSeq, a predicted model, not a curated record
GGCUGGGAAGGCGGUGCAAAGCCGGAUUGAAGGUUGCUUUCUUACUCCUCGAGCCGCCGGCCGGGGAUGAGGGGCAGCCAUGGCGUGCAGCCCAGGUAGCGGGGCUUCCUUGGAGGGUGUAUCCCUGGUCUCCUCUGAGGAAGCGGACCUCCGGAGGAAAGCCAUGCAGCAAGUCUUGGACAACUUGGGAUCCCUCCCCAACGCCACAGGGGCCGCAGAACUGGACCUGAUCUUCCUUCGGGGCAUUAUGGAAAGUCCCAUAGUAAGAUCCCUGGCCAAGGCCCAUGAGCGGCUGGAGGAGACGAAGCUGGAGGCCGUGCGGGACAACAACCUGGAGCUGGUGCAGGAGAUCCUGCGGGACCUGGCGCAGCUGGCGGAGCAGAGCAGCACGGCGGCCGAGCUGGCCCGCAUCCUCCAGGAGCCCCACUUUCAGUCUCUCCUGGAGACGCACGACUCCGUGGCCUCAAAGACCUAUGAGACACCACCCCCCAGCCCUGGCUUGGACCCCACGUUCAGCAACCAGCCGGUGCCUCCGGACGCCGUGCGCAUGGUGGGCAUCCGCAAGACCGCUGGAGAACACCUGGGAGUGACCUUCCGCGUGGAGGGUGGCGAACUGGUGAUCGCGCGCAUUCUGCACGGGGGCAUGGUGGCUCAGCAAGGCCUGUUGCAUGUGGGUGACAUCAUCAAAGAGGUGAAUGGGCAGCCCGUGGGCAGCGACCCCCGCGCGCUGCAGGAGCUGCUGCGCAGUGCCAGCGGCAGCGUCAUCCUCAAGAUCCUGCCCAGCUACCAGGAGCCCCAUCUGCCCCGCCAGGUAUUUGUGAAAUGCCACUUUGACUAUGACCCGGUCCGCGACAGCCUCAUCCCCUGCAAGGAGGCGGGCCUGCGCUUCAACGCCGGGGACUUGCUCCAGAUUGUAAACCAGGAUGAUGCCAACUGGUGGCAGGCGUGCCACGUGGGAGGAGGCAGUGCCGGGCUCAUCCCCAGCCAGCUUCUGGAGGAGAAGCGGAAAGCCUUUGUCAAGCGGGACCUGGAGCUGACACCCACCUCAGGGACCCUGUGUGGCAGCCUUUCAGGAAAGAAAAAGAAGCGGAUGAUGUAUUUGACCACCAAGAAUGCAGAGUUUGACCGCCACGAGCUGCUCAUCUAUGAGGAGGUGGCACGCAUGCCCCCAUUCCGCCGGAAAACCUUGGUGCUGAUCGGCGCUCAGGGUGUGGGUCGGCGCAGCCUGAAGAACAAGCUCAUCAUGUGGGAUCCAGACCGCUAUGGCACCACGGUGCCCUACACAUCCCGGCGGCCCAAGGAUUCGGAGCGGGAAGGCCAGGGUUACAGCUUUGUGUCCCGAGCGGAGAUGGAGGCCGACAUCCGAGCGGGGCGCUACCUGGAACAUGGUGAAUACGAGGGCAACCUCUAUGGCACACGUAUCGAUUCCAUCCGGGGUGUGGUGGCUGCCGGCAAGGUGUGCGUGCUGGAUGUCAACCCCCAGGCGGUGAAGGUGCUGAGGACAGCCGAGUUUGUCCCUUACGUGGUGUUCAUUGAAGCCCCCGACUUCGAGACCCUCCGGGCCAUGAACCGGGCUGCACUGGAGAGUGGGGUGUCCACCAAGCAGCUCACGGAGGCGGACCUGAGGCGGACGGUGGAGGAGAGCAGCCGCAUCCAGAGAGGCUAUGGGCACUACUUCGACCUCAGCCUGGUCAACAGCAACCUGGAGAGGACCUUCCGUGAGCUCCAGUCUGCCAUGGAGAAGCUGCGGACGGAGCCCCAGUGGGUGCCCGUCAGCUGGGUGUACUGAGCCCGCCCGACCGGACCUUGUGCCCUCCGGGCUGUGACCCAGGAAACUGAAUCCACCCCUUCCCCAACCAUGACCCUCAGCCGUGAUCCUUAGCUCCAGCUCCUGGCACUCUGGCGCCCUGGGUAGCAGCCCCCAGCCGGCCCCACGUCUGGCUUCGGCACAGAGGCGAGCACUGCCAGGGAGGUGGGUGUUCAUGGGGUACCUCUGUGCCCAGGUGCUGCCCCCUCCUGAUGCCCACUGGCCACCAGAUACUCCUCUCUGAGGGCCAAGCUGUGCCCACGAGUGUGUCAGAGUCACCUCCAAAAGGCUCAGCCCAGAGAAGAGCUGCUUUGGGAUGAUGUGAUCAGUAGUUACACUGCCCCUGCCACCUCUCCCCAGUCACCUCUUCUCCUCUGGCCACACCCACCCCAUUCCUGACCCCUCCCCCCUCUCACCUCUGUGUUCUGGGAGCAGGACUUGGGCUUUUCCUAUGUGGCCAGGGGAGCACAAGGCCUGGGCAGUGGGGCCAGCCUGGUGCCAUCCCGAAGGCUGCGGGAGCCAGAGCACGAGCUAGUCAUCCCCGCCUGGGAAGAGCAUGGCUCUCUGCCCCCCGUGGAAUGAGGUGGGGUCCCACGCGUGGACGCUGCCCUGUGUGUCCCUCAUCCACAGCUUUUCACUGCCGAAGACUUCUCCGACACGCCCCUGACAGGGCAGCUCUGCUCUCUGCAGGGCGAGGCCGGCGGGGUGAGUGGGCCAGCCCGGUCAGGGUGUGUGGUGGCUGAGCCCCGCAAGCAGGGGCCUGCUGCUACUGACCGAAGAGCCCCAGACUCUCCAUGGCCCAGGGCAAGGACACGUCUGGGCUCCCUGUCCAUGACCAUUGUCCGUUUCGGUCUUUGUGCUGGCUGGGUCUGUGUGGUUCACUAGCAUCAGGGCUGGCGGGGGGGGGCUGAGGAAGGGUGAGGAGGGGAGCUUGUGAGCACGGGGUGUGGGGUGUGGUGCUCUGGCAGGCCCCUCGUUGCCCGAUUCCUGGGGGUGCCAUCUGUACCGUUUCCGUGCAGUUUAUGGCCCACACUGGACACGCCUUGCCUGGGAUUGGGCCACGGGUGCGUGUGUGUGCAGCCUUGGCUUUCGGAGAGAAGCUUUGGGGCCCCCUUUUCAGGGUUCCCCAUCUGUCCCCAUGUCUUAUGAGACCCUCUUUGCAGAUUCUAGAGCCCUGGCCCUCCCACAUGUCUUCUUCCAGCUGUUGUAUUGUCCCCUGACCCUAAGGGGCACUCUCUUUAGGGGAAUCCCUUUUAAGAAAGGAAUGCUGUCCUCAGCUUCCCCGGGCAUCGCAUCUCUCGUCCUUGUGGUCCUUCCUGGGGUGAGCCCUUCCUUGCAGGGGGCCGCCCCCCACCCCCCGUGCAUCCCCGUCCUGCCGAAUGUCUUCAGUGUCCGCUGCAGAGUCAGCCCACGCUGGCCCCCGAACCACUGUGUGCCCACUUCCUAGGGAAAGGGAGGGAGAAGAGACAGAAUAUUUAUUACAAAGUUAGAAAUAUAUUUAUUAUAUUAGGGAUCUCCUUGCGUUUGCAUGGGAUAUGCAAAUGAGACGUCAAAGUCGAGACUGCUCCGGUCUCAUUUGCAUAGCUCUGCCUCCACUAGGCAGCCAUCUUCAUGUCCGUCUUUUCCCUUUAGUCCGCCUUCUUUUCACCUUUGGUUCAGCUCUUACCUCACCCUCACCCUCACCUGAGGGCUCUGGGAGCCGGAGGAAAAUGGGGCGUUCCUCGGGCCUGCGGUCAGGAUGCCUUUGCCAGAUCCCACCUCAUUUGGGGGACUUUGGAGGGGAGGUAGCAAAGGGGAUGGUAUUGCAGCCUCCUGCCCCCCACCUUGGUUAACCUCUAAAGCCCUCUGACCAACAGACGGGGGUCAGGGGACCUGGGUACCUUGCAGGGGAGUUGGCAUGUGGCCCUUUAGGGUAAAUCUCCACUGUCCAUGCUGUUGUCACGGUCACCUCUAGUGAUGCCCGAGGGCAGGCCUGGGCCCCUCUCCUGUGUCCACCCCUCUCUGAGCAGCGGGCUACCCCCCCUGCAUGAACCCCACUCCGGGAACAGACACGUGUGCCCACCAGGUGAGCUCUGACCCUGUCCUUCCUCCUCCCACUGUGGACGCUUCUAUUUGAGGGGCCUCAGGACAAUGAGGCCCUGCCCCGCACUGUCCACACGCAGUCUGAGCCCCGUGGCCCUUCCCUUCCCCACUCCCUCAGCCAUCCGGUUCCUGAACUUUCUCUCUGACUGGUUUUCUUCCUUUUCCUUUGAUUAAAUGUGAAAGCAAAGGCU